Messenger RNA from Spodoptera litura, 2573 nucleotides. It is a transcript of the gene LRR, whose product is annotated as capping protein regulator and myosin 1 linker 1 leucine rich repeat protein. Gene Ontology annotation, cellular component: plasma membrane; lamellipodium. Gene Ontology annotation, biological process: cell migration; regulation of Arp2/3 complex-mediated actin nucleation. Gene Ontology annotation, molecular function: protein binding. Lineage: Eukaryota; Metazoa; Arthropoda; Insecta; Lepidoptera; Noctuidae. The record is from RefSeq and is a predicted model, not a curated record.
UACUUGCAAAUUUUGUACUUUGGACAGCACUAUUGCUAUAAGUUGUAAUCUGUGGUUCGUUACCCUACCUUCCCAAUGAAAUGGUGUUGUGGUGGUUUUUAGGUCAAUAAUCUUAAUAUCUAUUUAAUAAAUUAUUGAAAUGCAGUGUUCUUGUGUCUUAUCAUAACAGCAACAAUAUUUUGUUCAUGUGUUGUGCCUAUUAUGGAUGUAUUGUGCUUUGAAAAUAUUUAUAUUUUGUGGGAGUAAUGACACUGAAGAAAAUCGCGAAAAUGUCAACAAAAUCUCAUAUUUCUACUGAAUUGAGUGAAACGAUAAGCAAUGUUUUGGGUAAAAAUGUUAAAAUUCUAUACAAAACCCUUAUACGAAUGGAAUCAAGAGGUGAUAAAGUGGACAACAAAGUUUUGGUUGUAACAGCUUACAGAAUUUUCAUAACAACAGCUAAGGUUCCGACAAGGGUCGACAAUGGAUUUCACUUGAUGGAAAUAGAAGCGCUCGAGAGUAAAAAGGCCAAUCAUCUGUCUAUAACACUCAUCCAUGAACACAAGCCUGUGUCCAUACUUAUAGGUGAAGAAGGAACAUCGGAUGGAGUGCUAAAUGUCUUACAUGCAUUAGUUGCAGCCUUUGACGACUUAUUUCCAAAUGUAGCCAUGAUUGACAUUAUAUCCAAGGUAAAUCUACCGUAUCCAGUACCGCAAGUGAGCGGAACUCGAAAACAUUCAACUUGCGGUGAUUUCUCCAAUCAGUACGCAGCUAUGUGUGAUCUCUGCCAAACGCCCUUCAGAGCUGAAGUAGCAUGGGAUAUUGAUACAAUAUAUCUGGCACAUGACAUUAGAAUGUUACACCUAAAAGAUUUCGAUCAUUUAGAUCAAAGGGACCUAAUACCUUUAGUAAUGGCGUUACAACAUAAUACAUGGUUCAACGGGGUUUGUGGAGAUGGAGUACGGGCGAGUGGUGAGGCUUGGGAGAGUGUAUGUCGCGUGGUAAGGUCUGCCAGACCACCUCCAGCGCGCCUGUCAUGGCGGGCUGCAGCCCUUAGACAUGAUCACGCCGCAAGAUUGGGACACGCGUUGACCAGAGCCAGACACCCUCCAGCAAUGCAUACCAUCGAUUUCUCUCAAAACCAUAUUGAAGAUAAAGGUGCUAUUAGUAUACUCGGCGGGCUCGCGAACAAUCCGGACGGGCUAAGACACAUUGCGUUGUCACAAUGCGGCCUCACCGGCAAAACUGUGAUGCAUUUAGCGACCAUGCUCAAUGACAAUCCAUGCCACCUGUCCACACUGUCACACCUCGACCUCUCCUACAAUAACCUCAAAGAUGACGUACAUAAUUUAUACAACUUCUUGGCACAACCGAAUGUAUUGACGUAUUUGAACUUGACUAACACAGAGACUACGUUAGAAAACAUGUGGGGUGCAUUGUUACGUGGUUGCGCAGCCCGGUUGGCGACUCUGUCGGUGGCCCGUAACCCCUGGUCGGCAGCGAGACGCGCGCGUGACCCGCCGCCAUCUUUCCGACAGUUCUUCACCGCCUGUCUCGCCCUUACUGACCUCGAUUUUUCAUACUGCAAGAUGCCGCCUGAUGCGCUCAAGAGUCUGUUACUCGGAUUAGCUUGCAACGAGAGUGCGACCGGCGUGCAGUUGAAUCUGUCUGGAGUAUUGUCUUCCUCGCAAGCCGCGCACGUGCUCGAGUCUUGCAUACACGGCGUCAGGUGUUUGCAGUCCUUGGACUUAUCCGAUAACAGUAUGGAAUUCGAAUUGUCUGGUAUUGUGAGGGCAAUCGGGAAGAACCAUUCUAUCACUCACUUGUCUCUAAGUAAGCUGACGGGGAAACGGUCUUACGCACCGCCUUUAAUACAGGCUCUAGUCCAUGUUCUUCAAGAACCAGAUACAGCUUUGACUUCGUUGGAUCUUAGUGAUUGUAAACUUAAGGGUGAUUUGUAUGGACUACUGAACGCACUGGGCGGGGCUCGUCGCCUGCGGUCGUUGGAUGUGGGCGGUAACCUCGCCGGCGAUGCGGGCGCGAGAUUGCUCGCUAAAGCUCUACAGUGUAACUGCACGCUACAGACGUUGUAUAUAGACAGGAAUGCUUUUAGCUUGCAAGGUUUGACGGACAUAGCGACGGCUUUACGUCGUUCAGUGAGCGUGCGGCGCGUGGAGUUCCCCGGCUGUGACGCGGCCGCCGGGGGGCGCGGCGCUAGUGAGCGAGUCGCCACGCUCUGGAGGGAUCUUCACGAACGGCUAGCGAACAACUGCAGUCCGACGCAGACGCACACGCUGCGCGCGCUGGCGCUGGAGCGCGCCUGGGCCGGCGGGGAGGCGGCCGCCGCGCUGGCCGCGCACCGCGCUGCCGCCGCCGCCGCUGCCCGCCGCGCUCGAGCGGGCCGCCGCCGCCGCGCACCACCUGCUGCACCAGUACCUGCAGGUACCUGCUGGCUACACGCGCUGCGGCCCGACAGCCGCUUCCUAUCCUUUUGCAAAGUAGUGCUAGCUAAAAAAGAGGCGGGACACGUGAGGAAACCCACUACAGGAGGCACUCCUGGAAUCGGGGAUCGCGACGAUCUCAAUCCACAAUAA